GAGUUCGUGAGAGAUCGGUCCGCAGGGCUUUGAAAGCGCUGCGCAGAUCGAUUUCGUGCGUCACGCGCCAGUUUUGUAGUUACUGUACCUUACACUCACCCCGUCGAUCGGUAGGAUCGAGAGCUUGAAAGGCAUUUCCUAGAAGUUCAGGCAGUUUUGUUAUUUCUGCCAGAAGAGCUUAGGAAUCUAUAAAUUCCUCCCGACGUUGAGCUUCCAACGAAAAAGGUGCAAACGGCUCAAAGGAACUCUAAACACCUCAAGAUACAACUUAAGAAAUUGGGUUUGAAUGCAGGUUCGAGAUUUGACACCUCGGCCUCGAGAGAAUCCUGGCACGGAUGUCAUCUGAAGGGAUGAAAUGUGUAAUUCACUCGAUUGGUUCGUCUCGAUAAACACCACGCUGCUUUCCCUUUGACACUAGAGCUCAUUUGCACGAGGUUUCUCGAACAGAUUAAUCCGUUCGUUCAUAAGAAUAGGCGAAAACUUUCAGCCAUCGCGCACUUCCAGAUUCAGAAAUAGGCGGAACGAACGAACUCCGAGAAGCAAAUUUAAGCAGAGAUCGUGUUGAUGAUACUUUUCGGAUGGCUAGGGCCUCGAAUUGUGUUCGGGUAAUUGAACUGCAAGCUCGGGCUGGGACGGGAUUGAAGGAGGAUUCGCGGUAAUGAUUACAUAGGAAAUAGAGAUCGGAAAAACAGGAUCUCAGAUGAUGGUAGAUACGAAGUUCGCAAAUCGAGUUUAGGUGAAUCGAUUCGAUAAUGUCGACCAUGAUGGGCUUUCAAGCUGCUGGCCCUUCGGUGCCAGAGCAGGGGAAAGGGAAAAGGAAGAGAAAAGGAAAGAGAGAAAGGAAAAAAGAAAAAAUCGAAAGGGAAAAAAGUAAACAAAAUCCGGAGCCGGAGCCAGAACCGGAGCCGGAGGAAUUCAAACCUCGGCCCGGGGACGUUAUCUUGCGGAAAACUCCGCACAUACUUACUGCCCACGACUUCGACGUGUUCAAUCCAAGGAAUGAGAUCCUCAGCGUCAUGGGAAUCCUGCACAUUUACGGAGACGACUACUACUUCAUGUACGCGGAUGGAGAGCAGCGCAUCAUGCGAUUCACCUUCUGGAACGGGGAUCGCAUCCUGCGCCACAUGGAGUUCACGACCAGUAUGUAUACCUGGAAACCCUUGCAGACGGCUACCCUCCACCUCUACCACCAUACUAUUCCGGGUGCGCCCGGAGUGUGGCACAUGGUAGCCCAAUCGGAGUCAAAUCCCACGGAGAAGAAUAACAUGACGAGUUAUUAUCACCAUAAUCUUGUUCUCAACAGACAUUUCUUAUUGGCUGCGGGUGACUUCAUCAUCCGCGAAACAGCCGCCGUUGCUCCCGAUCGUCCGUGGGGCACGAGCUAUGAGCUGAAAGUCGUCCGACAGGAGGACGAGCGUACGAUGAACAUUGUGCCUAGAACUUCUUCGCUCAUGGGGGGCAGUGGCGAUGUGGUGCUACGGAUACGCAUGACCAAUCCAACACCCGUAGAACUUCAUGCCGCCUUGUUUGAACUACCAAUCGAUAUGCGGUCUGAGAUCCGGAACCGAAUGACCGAUCACUUCGUUCCCAUGUAUGUUUACGGAUUCUUGUGUGUGGGGGAUACCGGAUAUGAGUAUCACUUUAGGUCACUGGGAUUGGCCCAUAGGAUCUUCAGGGAUUUGUCUUUGGACGCGCCUAGUACUGCGCUCCAAAAAUACAGUAAAUGCCCUUUGCUGCCUGGUUGCCUUAUCAUCAACCUGGAGGAGAGCCUGGAUCAGUACUACCCGGAAUUUUUGGGGCGCUCUACGGGUCAUAUCAUGUUCUAUCGCAGCGACGAAAACUGGGAGCACCCGCCUCAAGACCUUCCCGGAUCGAUGGUGCUUCAAUUCGGCUGCUUCAUGAGCCGAGAGUCCCGAGCCACGACGCAACUCGUGAUUUCAACAACUGCAUGGUCACCCCUAAACCUCCAAAACCCCGGGAACCCGUAUGCUUGCUGGUGCACGGUAGCGCCGAAACUCAUCAUCCACGACGAGAUGACGAGAGACGGAUGGAUCGAUGCAAAUCUCUAUAGGAUUUCCGAGGUUGAGCCCGAGGAACCUGAGGAGGCUAUGAGAGGAGAUUGGCCAGAACCAGAGGAUUUAGAGCACUAUGCCGAGGUUAUUGAAGCACUCCAGGAGGAAAGGGGCAAUGACCCGUCGCUGAAUCUUCCGGAAGAUCCUCCACUUGUACCCGGAGCGGACGACAUCAUAUUGAACAAGGGCAUUAUCACCCAGGACCAUCUCGCCAUGUUCUCCCUGCAACAGAGGGGAAUCUUCAACCAAGGCGGGCGGACCUUCGUCGAGCUUCCGGGAGCAUUUGGUCAGCCCUUGCUACUGCCGAUUCGGCAGCCAAAUAGAACUGUCUACCAAUGCUUCUGGUGGGACCCGCAUUACGAGCCUCAAGAUGGCGAUUUUUUGAUCAGAUUGAACCCUAUUGAUGAAAGCCCGCUUUUUGAGGGCAAGUGGUUUUUCACCGUCGAACUCUACGGUUACCAUAAACCUCCGAGAAGAUAUGACUUAAGACAAGAAGGUGUCUGGGCCCUUCGAGGAAUGGACAAAGCAAUCUUCCCUCCCGAGGCUGCGCCAGGCGAUGAUUUCGUCGUGGACGAGUGAACGCCGCU
Messenger RNA from Marchantia polymorpha subsp. ruderalis, 2659 nucleotides. The record is from the annotation of a GenBank genome assembly. Lineage: Eukaryota; Viridiplantae; Streptophyta; Marchantiopsida; Marchantiales; Marchantiaceae.